Molecule: messenger RNA, 2518 nt
Organism: Owenia fusiformis
Lineage: Eukaryota; Metazoa; Annelida; Polychaeta; Sabellida; Oweniidae
Source: the annotation of a GenBank genome assembly
GUAAUUUCUUUGUCAAAAACGACCAUACCAAACUGGGAAUAUUUCCAUAUAAUGUAAUAAUAUUCAACAAAACUGACACAAUAGAGCUGGUAAUGUGAUCGCUAUUAUCCAUCAUAUAGGAUUUUAUUGAUUCGAAGGUUAAAGUUGUUUGGAUUGUAUUGUGCUCAAUCGCUGCCUUAGCUACUAUACGUUGAGCACACAUUAGAAUCAUUAAUGAACAAGAAGGAUUUAGUUAGGGCUCUCAAUAAAAAUGAUAAUCUCCCUGUAUGAUCAGGAGCACAUUAAAUAAGAAUAUUUCAGUGAUGUAGAUAUACAUUAUCAUAGCGACAGGGAACGUUUGGAAAUAAUGUGGACAAUGAAGAUCAAUGUGCUGCCGUUGAUGACAUGUUAGACAUCUUGGGCAUAAUUUAACAAAUAUGGAACAAGAUGUCAAUAUUCAGAAUUGGAUCGGGCAGGCAAAGUUUGACAGUGUUCCAACUGAGGGAAACGAUGGAGAACACAGGCGUAAACAGAGACAAACAAGUGCCCAAAUAAGGGAGCGAAAGAAGGAAAGGAGAAAAGAAGGGAUAAAGAAAGAAGUACGGAUAAAAGCAUGGAUUGGUAUUGAUGACGGAAGUCAGCAAAAACUAAAAGACACCCUUAAAGAAGUAGAUACUACACAUAAACAAGCUGAAGCUAAAAAGAAACGAGAGAAAGAAAAAGCUGCAAGAGAACGUGCUGAACGGGAGAAAACUAAGUUAGAACAAAAUGCUAAUGUUAAAGAGGGAGAGGGUGAAGCUGAUGCAAACAAUGGAACAGCAGAUAAUGAUAAGAGUGCAAUAGACGACGCUGACAGUGCCAUAGGGGAUGAAGCAAGUAGUAAACUUGGAGAAAGUAUGGAGAAGAAGUUAGUGGGGAAAAAGAAACAUGAAGAAGAUGAGGAAGAAGAAUAUAAGGAGCCUGAACCAUAUGUUUGGACAGACGAGGAAAUAGCUGCAGUACAAGAGGAGUUGUAUCAAGCAGUGAAAUUGAGCCAGAAGAGAGUAAUUGAGGAGCUUCUGGAACAUCCGUGUGAACCUGACAUCAACUGGAAAUAUUAUGGAGAGAAUCUACUGAUGUUGGCCAUACGGGAAAAGAAUGAGAAAAUGGCAUUGUUCCUUAUUGACAAUGGCAUAAACGUCAACCAUGCUGCUGACAGACUGAUGAAGGAUCUCACUGAGCUGGAGUCUUCAAAGAGAUUUAAGGUUUUCAAGUAUAGCUGUAGACAGAUGGCAUAUGACCGGGGAAUGACAAAACUGGUUGAUGUAAUAGAUUAUCAAAACAGGGAACUAUUUCCUUUUAUAACCCAUCCACGAUACAGAGAACCGGUGCUACGUAGAUCACGUUCUUUGUUAGAGCUAAUCAAAAUGGCUAAAAUAGCAGAGAUUCAGAUUGCCAAAGAGGAGGAACUGGGCUCAGAUGAUGAGCUAUGUGACUGUGAAUAUUGUGAACAAGAUAGGGAGAGUGAGGUUGAUGAGAAAAAGGUUGUUAAACCAGCUGUUGAGGACUCAGAGGAAGAAGAUGAGGAGGGAGAAGGGAAUGACGAUGAGGGUUAUGGUACAAUAUCACGGACUAGCUCGCCACAAGGAACAGUCUCUUGGCAUAACAGGCUGAGUAAUAUUUCUUAUAGUAGAAUGAUUAAUGCUGCAUCCAUGUCGACGUUGAAUGCUUUGAAUGGUGAACAAUUGCGCUUGUUGAAUGCUUCGCCUGUUGGUAAACCCAUUCCUUCCGUGUUUUCACUUCCUGUUGCCAAAGGUCACGUGAAGUGUCUAAGUAGUGCUCAUGAUGACAACAAAUUAUUGACCAGUAGCCCAGCAACUCCUGUCCAUGGAAGCUUCCAAGCCGAAUCUCGUUUAUGGUCACCAGAUUCAACCAAGUCUCAUCCAAAUGAACAUUCUGUACAAUCAACUCCCUUUAAACCAAAUAGGAAAGGUAAAUCUUCAGAAAUAGAUCCAAAUCAAAAACCUGAUCAAACUAGGUUUGCAUCCCCGUGGCGAAAUGACACUCAUGCAACUCGUAAACCUCCAAUCCCCGUAUUUACCAGGCGAAAUCGUCAUAACCGCCACCAAAACCCAAUCCCCUCACCAACUCCACCUACAGAAGACACUACAUUCCUGACAACAAGGAACAUUCGGCCACCACUCCACCAACCCAAAUUCAGACAAUCAAAAUAUAGUAGUAGUGGUCCCAACAACACAAAGACAAAGUGCACUUACUUAAGUGCACAUUUUGGGACUAAAACUAGAGUAUAUUCAGCCCCAGGAAUUAAGACUGAAACUGUUACACAUAACUGGCCUGGGUCUCUUACACGAUCUAAGACAACAGUUCAUUAGUUAGUCUUUUACACCCAUUUUGUAUCAGCAAUCAUUGUAAUUAAUGCAAUCAUACCAUUGUGCCAUUAGAAAUAAAUUGGGUUUACCAAUAUAAAUGUGAAUUUGUUGUUUCGUUGUGUGAUUCACGAGUGAUUUGAAAUACAUCAGGUAUACCCCCACGUCUAGAG